AUGAGCCGGCAGACGUACAGCACCAGAGCUGGGGGUGGAGGGCGGUCGUACAGCGCUGCUUCAGCCAUCAUUCCUGGGGGCAGCAGGGCUGGCUUUAGCUCGGUGUCAGUGGCACGAUCUGGAGGAGGUGGUGGUGGCUUUGGAAGGCUCCUUGGAGGAGGAGGAGGAGGAGGAGGUGGCAGUGGUGGUGGAGGUUUUGGCAGCAGGAGCCUCUACAGCCUCGGUGGUUCCAAGAGGAUUUCCUUUGGUGUUGGAAGCAGCUUCCGGAGUGCUUUUGGGGGUGGUGGAUCUGGCUUGGGAGGUGGCAGUGGUGGUGGCUUUGGUCUUGGUGGUGGUGGAGGGGGUGGUGGCCUUGGACUUGGUCUUGGUGGUGGUGGAGGUGGCAGUGGCCUUGGACUUGGUCUUGGUGGUGGUGGAGGUGGCGGUGGUGGCUAUGGCUUUGGUGGAGGUCCUGGUGGGCUUGGCUUUGGUGGACCAGGAGGCAUGGGGGGAUUUGGAGGGUUGGGUGGUGGCAGGGGUCCCGUGGGAUUUGGUGGCCCUCCUGGCAUGGGCACCAUCCAAGAAGUGACAGUCAACCAGAGCCUGCUGGCACCCCUUAACCUGGAGAUCGACCCCAACAUCCAGCAGGUGCGCAAGGAGGAGAAGGAGCAGAUCAAGACCCUCAACAACAAGUUUGCUUCCUUCAUUGACAAGGUUCGCUUCCUGGAGCAGCAGAACAAAGUGCUCGAGACCAAAUGGACCCUCCUGCAGGACCAGGGUCAGAAAAACAGCACAGGCAAGAACAACCUGGACCCACUCUUUGAGGCUUACAUCAAUAACCUGAAGCGGCAGCUGGCCAACCUGCUGAGCGAGAGAGGACGCAUGGACGGGGAGCUGAAGAGCAUGCAAGACCUUGUUGAGGAUUUCAAGAACAAGUAUGAAGAGGAAAUCAACCGACGCACAGCAGCAGAGAAUGAAUUUGUGGUGCUGAAGAAGGAUGUGGAUGCUGCUUACAUGAAUAAGGUGGAGCUGGAGGCCAAGGUGGAUGCUCUGACUGAUGAGCUCAACUUCCUCCGAGCCCUCUACGAGGCGGAGCUGGCUCAGCUCAGUGCACAAGCAUCCGACACUGCCGUCAUCCUGUCCAUGGACAACAACCGGGACCUGGAUCUCAGCAGCAUCAUAGCUGAAGUCAAAGCACAGUAUGAGGACAUUGCCAACCGCAGCCGGGCUGAGGCGGAGGCUUGGUACCAAACCAAGUAUGAAGAACUGCAGGCCACCGCUGGGAAGCAUGGGGAUGACCUCCGCAACACAAAGGGGGAGAUCUCUGAGCUCAACCGGCUCAUCCAGAGGAUCCGAGCAGAGAUAGAGAACACAAGGAACCAGUGUGCCACCCUGCAAACGGCCAUCGGAGACUCUGAGGAGCGUGGGGAGCUGGCUCUCAAGGAUGCAAAGGCAAAGAUGAUGGAGCUGGAGGAUGCCCUGCAGAAAGCCAAAGCCGAUAUGGCCCGGCAGCUGCGUGAGUACCAGGAGCUGAUGAAUGUCAAGCUAGCCCUGGACAUCGAGAUUGCGACCUACAGAAAACUGCUGGAAGGCGAGGAGAGCAGGCUGAGCGGAGAAGGACUCAACCCCAUCGGCUACUCGGUGAUCAGCUCCAGCUCUGGCACAGCUGGUGGAGGAGGAGGAUUUGGUGGACUGAGCCUAAGUGGAGGUGGCGGUGGAAGUGGAUUUGGUCUUGGAGGAGGUGGUGGAAGCGGAUAUGGUCUUGGAGGAGGUGGUGGAAGCGGAUACGGUCUUGGAGGAGGUGGUGGAAGUGGAUACAGUCUUGGAGGAGGAGGGAAUUUCAGCUCUGGGAGCGCAAAAGGCACCAAUCCAGGUGUGAAAAUCGUCUCCAAAACCUCCUCCAGCAAAAAGAGCAUAAAGAGCCAAAGCCUGAAGAAUGCCUCGCAACCCGAGUAA
Messenger RNA from Phasianus colchicus (ring-necked pheasant), 1935 nucleotides. The record is from RefSeq and is a predicted model, not a curated record. Lineage: Eukaryota; Metazoa; Chordata; Aves; Galliformes; Phasianidae.